Penicillium nucicola is the source of this 1170-nucleotide messenger RNA. Its product is annotated as E1 ubiquitin-activating protein AOS1. Gene Ontology annotation, cellular component: SUMO activating enzyme complex; cytoplasm. NCBI's taxonomy places the organism in Eukaryota, Fungi, Ascomycota, Eurotiomycetes, Eurotiales, Aspergillaceae. Gene Ontology annotation, molecular function: SUMO activating enzyme activity. The transcript has 4 exons. Gene Ontology annotation, biological process: protein sumoylation. The record is from RefSeq and is a predicted model, not a curated record. Bases 1 to 1170 code for a protein of 389 amino acids.
AUGGCGGAACAGGACAAGAUGCAGUCGAUUAGCGCUGAUGAAAUCGCUCUCUAUGACCGACAGAUUCGACUCUGGGGAGUCCACGCCCAAGAAAAGAUCCGCUCGGCAAACAUCCUCUUGAUCUCCGUCAGAGCCCUGGCCAAUGAAGUAGCCAAGAACCUCGUUCUAGCAGGCAUCGGUUCUCUCACAAUCCUCGACCACCAGGAUGUCACAGAGGAGGACCUGGGUGCGCAGUUCUUCAUCGCAGAGGCGCAAACCGAGGGAGAUGUGAUUGGGAAAAACCGUGCGCAAGCCGCAGGCCCCCAGAUCCACAAGAUGAACCCGCGCGUCAAGCUGAACAUCGACACCGACGACGUCAAGACGAAACAACCCGAGUUCUUCGCGCAAUUCGAUCUCACAAUCGCCACCGAGCAAGACUUCCUCACAAACACCACCAUCAACGCCGCCUGCCGCCUAGCCAACCGACCAUUCUACGCGGCCGGACUACACGGAUUCUACGGCUACGCCUUCGCCGACCUAAUCAGCCAUGACUUCGUGAUCGAGCGCGCCAAAUCCAACAUGAAUACCACCGCCCAGGAAACUCCAACCCGCAGCAUAAUCUCCACGAGCACCAAGAAAGAAAACGACAAGGCCAUCGAGCUCGUCACCAAGCGCGAAAUCUACUCCCCUCUCAUCCUCGCAAACACAUCCCCCCUCCCAGAAGAAUACACCCGUCUCCCCCGUCGCCGCAAGCAAGUAACCCCGCUCCUCAGCUGUCUGCGCGCACUGUGGGAAUUCGAGAAAAUGCUCGGCCGCCGCCCGACCUUCACGCACGAGGACCUAGAGCUCUUCACCAAGCUGUCCCGCGACCGACACCAGGAACUGAAGCUCGAGCCCGCCACGCUCGAAGCCGGGUUCUUGCGCACGUUCCUUCAGAAUCUGGGCAGCGAGUUGAGUCCCGUUGCGGCGUUCCUUGGUGGAGCCCUAGCGCAGGACGUCAUCAAUGUUCUGUCGGGUAGGGAGCAGCCGCUGCAGAAUAUGUUGCUGUUCGAUGGCGAGAGGUCCGUCGGUCCUAUUUAUCCGCUGCAUCCGUUCUUCCCUGAUCUUGGCGCUGGUGCUGAGAUGGCUGCUGUGCCGCCUGUUCGGAACCCUGUCACUGUUCCUGUUGAUGGGACUGUCCCGCAGCUUUAA